UCCCGGGCCCCGAGUGCCGGGAGCGGGGCUCCGGAGGGGCCAUGGCCGGGCCCGGCUGGGCCCCGCCGCGCCUCGACGAGUUCAUCCUCACCGAGCCCCUCGGCUCCGGCACCUACGCCACCGUCUACAAGGCCUACAGGAAGAGGGACACACGUGAGGUGGUGGCCAUCAAGUGCGUCAACAAGAGGAGCCUGAACCGGGCAUCGGUGGAGAACCUGCUGACAGAGAUCGAGAUCCUCAAGACCAUCCGCCAUCCCAACAUUGUGGAGCUCAAGGACUUCCAGUGGGACAGUGACCACAUCUACCUGAUCAUGGAGUUCUGUGCCGGGGGGGACCUGUCCCGCUUCAUCCGGACACGCCGGAUGCUCCCCGAGAAGGUGGCACGCGUCUUCCUGCAGCAGCUUGCCUGUGCCCUGAAGUUCCUCCACGACCACAACAUCUCCCACCUGGACCUGAAGCCGCAGAACAUCCUCCUGAGCGCGCCAGAGAACCCCCAGCUGAAGCUGGCAGAUUUCGGCUUUGCUCAGUACAUGUCCCCGUGGGACGAGAAGCACGUGCUGCGCGGCUCCCCGCUCUACAUGGCCCCCGAGAUGGUGUGUCGGCAGCACUACGACGCCCGCGUGGACCUCUGGUCUGUGGGUGUCAUCCUUUAUGAAGCACUUUUUGGGAAGCCGCCCUUUGCUUCCCGCUCCUUCGCCGAGCUGGAGGAGAAGAUCCGCAGUGACCGGGCUGUGGAGCUUCCCAGCCGGCCCCAGCUCUCUCUGGAAUGCCGGGAUCUCUUGGCACAGCUGCUGGAGAGGGACCCUCGGAAGCGCAUCUCCUUCGAGUGCUUCUUUGCCCACCCCUUUGUGGACAUGGAGCACGUGCCCGGCCCCGAGAGCCUGGGCAAGGCGACUGACCUGGUGGUGGAGGCGGUGAGGAAGGAUCAGGAGGGAGACGCCGCUGCCGCCUUCUCCCUCUACCGCAAAGCCCUGGAGUAUUUCGUGCCAGCACUGCACUAUGAGAGUGACGUGCGGCGCAAAGAAGCCAUCCGGGCCAAGGUGAGGCAGUACAUCUCCCGAGCAGAGGAGCUGAAGGUGUUGGUCACCUCCAGCAACAAGAACCUCCUGGAGAAAGGAAACCCAGCCAGAGAGCUCCUUAAAGAGAUGGCCAAGGACAAACCUCGGCUCUGCGCGGCGCUGGAAGUGGCCUCGGCUGCCAUUGCCAAGGAGGAGGAGGGCAGGGAUGACAGUGACGCCCUGGAGCUGUACCAGCAGAGCCUGGGGGAGCUGCUGCUGCUCCUGGCCGCGGAGCCAGCGGGACGGCGGCGGGAGCUGCUCCACGCAGAGAUCCAGACCCUAAUGGCCCGAGCCGAGUACCUGAAGGAUCAGAUCAAGAUGCGGGAGGCACAAUCCAUGGGCAAAGAGGCGCUGGCAGAGUCCGUCCGGAGCGGUGAGUCCCCCUUUGCCACGGGGAUUGGGGAAUAUUCCCCAGCCCGAGGCUGAUCCCAACCCCACCCAGCACGGGCCCUGUGCCCCCUGAGCCCUCCUGGGGGGUGGCAGGGGCGGGGACAGCCCGGUGAGUGUCCCCGUGUGCCCCGGCACAGCCUGUACCUUGCAGUGACCCCCGGAGCUGCCCUGUGGGACACUGCUCGCUGCCCUGCCAGGAGACACCGGCACCAAGGGAAGGCUUUGGCUUCCGUCCCCCCCACCCCCAGGGGUGACACCUGGGGGGUCACCCUCGGGCUGCCAGCCCCGGGGGGGUCAGCAGGGCCAUCUGCCCCUCUCCCAGGCGCUGGCUCAUUUCCCUGCCAGCCCUGCCUCGGCCGUCUGCUGCUGCAGCCUCCCCUGGCACA
Messenger RNA from Agelaius phoeniceus (red-winged blackbird), 1834 nucleotides. The record is from RefSeq and is a predicted model, not a curated record. Lineage: Eukaryota; Metazoa; Chordata; Aves; Passeriformes; Icteridae.